This is a messenger RNA of Saccostrea cuccullata (small rock oyster), 2365 nucleotides long. RefSeq lists its product as uncharacterized. The record is from RefSeq and is a predicted model, not a curated record. The transcript has a single exon. NCBI's taxonomy places the organism in Eukaryota, Metazoa, Mollusca, Bivalvia, Ostreida, Ostreidae. The coding region runs from base 264 to 806 and encodes 180 amino acids.
ACCGAGGUUUGAUGAGUGAUAGGGAAAAUCUAUUCUUGGUAAACGAAAAAGGUGAAAAACUACAUCAUGUAACAGAUAUAGGAAAUUUAUAUGCAGCACAUACGGUGAACAUUAUAGGUGAUCUUAUUUACAUAGACAGUGAUUUUAACAUAAACAAUCUAUCAAAAGAUAACAUAUCAAAGUGUACAAUGAUAAUAAACAGACAGCUAUAGAAACCACUUUGUGUCUACUGCUCCCCUUCCAAUGGAGAUCUACUUGCUGGAAUGUCAGAUUACAGAAAUACAAGCAAGUUGAACCGUUACAGUAACAGGGGACACCACAUACAGACAAUGUGGCUUCACAACAUGGGUAAGAAACUGUAUAGAGAUCUUAGAUACAUUACAGAAAAUCGAAAUGGAGAUGUAAUUGUGUCUGACUGGAAUGGUAUUGAUCAUGGUACUUUACUGGUGACAGAACGUGGAGGAAGUCAUCGCUUCUCCUACACAGGACAUCCAUCAGAAUCACGAUUUCAGCCGCUUGGAAUCUGCACUGAUGUUCUGUCACACAUCCUGGUUUGUGAUUGGAACGCUGCGACUGUACAUAUGGUUGACAAAGACGGUCACUUUCUGUCUCUGAUUCAGAUACAUCAUCAGCACAGGAUAAAUAACCCAUGGAGCCUAAGUUAUGAUGACAAAACCCAUCUUCUUUGGGUUGGAUUAAGGACUGACAAUAAAGUGUGUGAAUACAGAUACAUAGCCAGACAUGACUGUAUGACAGGAAAAUGUGAUGAAGUAAAAUAUGAUCAUCAGAUAGGUAAACGUAUUUAGAUUUAUGUAUAGUUGUAUAUACAGAAUGUUGCCAUGAAUACUAAUACAUUAAUUUUUUUCAGUACGCAACUAUUUUGCAAAAACAUUUUUUGUGAAGAGAUUAAAAUUCUUAGCCUCAAAAAAUGUUAGCUUAACAAAAUAAAUAAUAAAUGUCAAUCAAACUUUAUCCUAUCAUUUGGCGGUGUUAUCUUCAUAAUUUCAUUUUAAAAAAACUAUUGAUUCAUGGGAAAACAAAUUCUAUCAAAAUAAUUUGAAUGCUAUUAUAGCAGUAUGCAGUAUUUAAAUCAUUCUUUAUGAGGUCUGGAUCUAAAAGAAUUGAAUAAUAGAGAAACUCAAGUUCUUAUAAAAGGCAAAGACGACAAAGAUUAACACGUGGGUCUAGCAUUCAAUAUAAAUAAAAAAGAAGGCAGAGAUACACUAAACUUUUUAUUAAAUGUAAAUGGUUGAUUGUAAUAAAUAAAUAAUGUUUGAAAUAAAAUGCUCUUCUUCUAAACAGUUAUCAGUUAUUUUUAUCUUGAAUUUCUACAAACGAACGUAUGUUGGGUUAGGACAAAUUCAUCCGUUGUGGUCGGAUGACUCAGAUGACGAAGCAUCUGUCUCAUAGACUUUUGAGUCUCGACUUCAUUUCCUUGUCUGUUCUUCAUAUCCUUCUUUUUGAUGAUUUGCAAAUUUUAUUUUCAGACUGAGCAACUUCCAAAGUGAUUUAGACGUAAAUGCAUGGACUGUGCUUCGAAAACCAAUUGCCGCAAAAAAGACAAAUAACUAUUUUAAGCAUGAAAAUUGCAUAAUUAGUUGUAAAAAUGGUCAGUGUUUAGAUUUUCCCCAGUGUUUAGAUUUUCCCCUUCUGCAAUCAAUGUAUAAAAGAAAAAUGCUUUGUAGCAACCGCAAAUGAUACAACGCCGUUUAUGAUACAAAUAUCAUUAAGUUUUGCACUACAACAAGUUGACAUGGUUAUCCGGUUAAUGAUAUAAUUCUUUCAUUAAGCGGCGGUUUAGCAUAAGCAGUUGAGAAGUAAAAAAUUAUUGAUCAAUGCAAUAAUUUAUGCUUUGAAUUUAACUUUGAAAUUUCAAUUUUUUUCACGAUGAAUCCUCAGUAAAUAUACGCAUCUCUCAAUUAAUUCUUGAACGUACACUGUAUUUAUCGUCCAUAAAAUAUCUUUUCAAAAUCUCCAGAUUUCAAAUACCACAAGAUUUCUUAAAUUCAACAUCUUAAAAAAACUUUUCAUCUUUAUACACAUCCAUUCCUCACGAUGAUUUAAAGUCAAGGCCGUUUGAUAUCAUUGACGGCAGCUUUUUCAAUAAAAAUGAAAUUCGUUGUUUUACUUACCUUGUCAUUGGACACUUGCAAAGUUAUUUUGUUAAAAAACGUUCUGAUUGUACACAAAAGUCCUUUUAAGUUGACAUCAAAAGAUGCUUGAAUUUCUGAUUGACAAUAUCUAUGUCGUUUUUGGACACCACAUUUUUCAAAAAUCUUUUGGAAUUCCCAUGGGUGCCAAUUGCGCUCCUUUAUUAGCAGACCUAUUCUUUAUUCAUUUGAAGAAGAACUAAUGCAAAAUCUUC